Molecule: messenger RNA, 1265 nt
Organism: Amphibalanus amphitrite
Lineage: Eukaryota; Metazoa; Arthropoda; Thecostraca; Balanomorpha; Balanidae
Exons: 3
Coding region: 225-1265 (346 amino acids)
Source: RefSeq, a predicted model, not a curated record
GACAUCGUGAUGAGGGUGAUUCCCGGUUUAAACCAACUACUGCGAUCAGUUGGCUGAGCCUGCAGGACGGGAAGUGGCGGAACUGAAGCCUGAAUGCUGAAUGAACGUUACGCAGGUGACUGGGACCGGCGCCUACCAUCACCGACGGUCGUCCUGUCUUCCGCCCAGCCCGACACCGGUGUUCGUCCGUGCCCAGACAGCCAUGGCGUCCCCGGCCGAACGGCAUGAGCCAGCCUAAGAUCGAGCUAGUCCGCCUAUCGUCGUCUGAGUUCCGCGCGUUUCCGCCGAUUAAUUUCGUGCAGCUGUGUGUCCGGUACAGUCACCGCCGUAUGGAGAGCUACGCCGGUCUGGCAGGUCGCGGUCCGCCGCAGACUGCCGCGCCCGCAGAGCCGCGCUGCCCAAAGUGCGUGAAGCGGCGCCGCCCGUGUGCCCAUCUCGCCGACCCGGCGCGACCGUCCGGCUGGGGCCGGUUCCGACCCCGCCCCGCCGUCAAGUCGCUGGAGAAUGUGACCCGGGACGACGCGCGGCCGGUCACGACCACCAAAUCCUGUGAGAACAUGCUGCAGGUGCGUCGGCAGCCCCUGGCCGGCGAGGGGCGCCGCUCGUCGCCGCUGGUCUGGCGCGAGACGACCCGCUCUGAGGAACAUCUAGCCGGUGGAGCGCCGCCGCCAGCGCCGCCCGACCUGCGAGCCGCCAAGAGUCAGGAGUACUUCCAGAAAUACACGAUAGAUGGCAGUGGGGAUCUGGUGCCGCUCGGACUCGGUAGAGGCUCGCAGAGCGUGCCCGGCAGCCCCCGCGGUCUAUGGGGAAAGUCUAGCACAAUGCCAAACAUGCACCGGACGGACGAGCCGCCCCCGGAGAAGCCCCGCAGGACGAUCUCUAGUUUCCUGAAGCGGCUACAGCCGCGCCUGCUGCGCGCCAGUCUGAGCUCACGGGGGGUGGCGCGUCGACCCUGGAUCGUGGUAGAGUUUCAGGACGUGGACGGUGACAGAACCAGCGUCGGUUCGCAGGAGCGAGAGACGUUCGGCUCGGCGCAGAAGGUGUCGCUAGUGAAAAGUCGCCAGAGCUCUCGCGAGGAGCUGGGCGCGGGCACCGACUCGAUGCUCGAUCUGAUGCGUCGGGGACAGGUGACGGCGGGCAGCGGGGGCGACCGAUCGUCGCCGUCGACUCACACCGUACAGGGACGGACACCGGCCGGUACUGGCGCACAGGUGAGUGCUGCUGCUUCACUAAGGGGUAUCGGGAACUGGAGGGACGUCCCCUGA